UUUAAAUCUCUAAAUGCACCUCAAGUAAGUUCUCUCGUUUGUUUGCCCUCACCUUCUUGCUUCGUCCAUUGUCACUCCAUCCGCUGUUCACAUGAACUUCGCUGUCAACACCUUGCUUUUGUUGACCUUGCUGGUGUAGUUACUUUCGUUACAGAGGAUGUCUAACUUAGAAGAACCCAACGGGAGUAGCCGCGUGGCAUCAAGACAUGGCGGCGGAGACAAGGACUGUUUGGUAGUGACCAGCCGAGAAGCACUUGGAUCACGCGAGGAAGCCACGUCUGGUGGAAGAAGAGGACCGAUCAUCACCGUGGACGGUGAGGACAAGGGUAUUUCUGGCAAUGAUAGCAUGAGAAGUAAUUUGAUGAAAGUCGACGACCCGAGGGGAGUCGCCCAUCGUCACAAACGAAGCCGCAACGAGAUUCCACCAUCGAGCGUGGAGGACGAGUUUGAGAUGACCAAUGACGAGUCCGUAGAGCAUCUUUUGGUGUGGCUCAACGUGAACAACUGGUUUUAUGGCAUUGAUGAGGUGAUUACAGCAGCCAUGGAGCGAGCAGUGCAACGAGCCAACCAACAAGCGACUACUACAAGAGGCUCUGGUUCCGAUGCUGCCAUAGCGCGCGUGAUUCAGUUUGAUGACCUCUUCCAACGAGAGAUUAGCCAGCAGACCUCCACGUUGAUCCAAAGGGCACUCCAGGUGACAUUGCGGCCAAAUACAACGCAGCACUUCCAGCUUACGCUCAAUGACCGAGUGAGGCACGAAAUAGAACGCAGGAUUGAAGAGGCCAUCGAGCAAGAAAUCAAGCAAGAAGAGAUGGAAAUCGUGAGAGAGGAACAAACCAAGGCGGACCGGGACACUUCUCUCCAAGUCCAAAAGGCCGAGAUGGAGGAACUCUGUCAUGUUCAUGAGACCCAUAUAAGCCUUGUCCGUCACGAGGAGACGACGCGACGCUUGAGACGAGAGGAAAAGGAAGGCUUCACAGAGUGCCGAAGGGAAGAAACGUGCGCCAUUUGUCAAACAGAGUUUGACUUUGCCAAGGAAGAGAAGCAGGGUAUUCUUUGGUGUUUCAGCCUACAUUAUUAUUGCGCCGAGUGCGCUGCGGUCUUCUGCAAAUCUAUCACGGGAGAUUUGCACUCGAACUAUCCACCCAACUGUGCCAUAUGCCGUGUCUCAAUGCCCAAGUUGCAAUUCGAAGCUCUACUUACCGACAAACAACUGGCGGCUCUCAAAUGCCACGGAACGAAAAAGACGAUGUCUCGUCGAAAUGUGCUCGUACAAUGCACCAUGUGCUCCCAUUUUGAAUCCUUCCUGAAACCAGGCCCGGCUGCGUGGAGAUGCAAAGCGUGCCACCAUGGCACCUGCUUUGUCUGCAAUAAGGAUCUUCCCGGGCUAUUCUCCAACGGCGAAGGCGAAUCAAAAACAGACCACCGGCUUUGCAAGGCCUUGCGGGGCGUCAAGGAGAAGAUCGAAAAGGCGAUCGAAGAUGGAUUUCAGGUAGAGUGUCCCUCCUGUGGGCUUUCGGGACGAAAGGACGACGCAUGCUUGCACAUGAAAUGCCCUCGUCCCGAGUGUGGCGUUGAGUAUUGCUAUCUCUGCGGUUUGUCGGUCUAUGAUUGCGAUAAGGCACCACCUGAUGAAGAAGAUGGAGAGGAGAAUGACAUCUAUCUUCACAAUAGGGACUGGGGGAUCAAUCCGAAACGAUGCCCCAUGUAUCUCACCCAAAUUUUAGAGGUCGACCUGUCUUGGCUCGGGGUAGAUUGGGAAAACAAUGCGAGUGAUGGCGACUUUGAAGACGACAACAUUUGCCUCGACCAUUUCCAUCGUUUCAGAACCAUACAACAACUGCAAGAAGUAAUGGAUGAAGUGGGGGAACACGAUUUCACAGCUGUCUUCGAGCACUUUCCUUCGAUCAAGGCGUCGGGAUACAACGUCGACGUCGUCAAGAACACGAAGACCGACAAGCUCAUUGACCGUGAACACUACAUUCGCCACAGAGUCGAAAGCGACGACGCUGAAGCGGACCACGGGGAGGAGAACAAUCGGGAUGACGAUGGAGAUUCAGAAGGAGAAGAGGACGAUGAAAUCUUUGAGGAAGUUCCCGAAGAAAUGACUAGAGCGGUUUUGGUCGAAGAAGAGCAGGUUCGACAGGCGAUGGCAGCGUCACUCGAGGCGGCGCAGAACGCUCGAGGCGACGAGGGGCCGACAGCAAACCUUGAAGGUGUACCAAUCAUGAGGUUCGGCUAAACCAGCGUCGAACCCAAGCUAGUAGAGCAUCGGAAGGCAGGCACAAGCAUGAAUACAGCUCCACAUGUUGAGCUUAGGACAAGGCACUUAGCCAAAAGUAUAUUAUAAAUUGCGUAUACACGUGCUAGUAGACUCAAAGCAUAUCUUGCUACCCCUGCAUUCCAAUCCGAAAUCUAGUAGGGACUUGUUUUGCCUUUGGUCUUGCUGUUUUGUCCUCUUGGAGAAACGAAACUUGUAAAAUAGGUACAGCAGCGAAGCGUGAGCAUGGAGACCAAAAG
This is a messenger RNA of Seminavis robusta, 2520 nucleotides long. The record is from the annotation of a GenBank genome assembly. Lineage: Eukaryota; Bacillariophyta; Bacillariophyceae; Naviculales; Naviculaceae.